UUAUUUAUUGCCGGUUCCGCUUUCUUCCAAACAAACGCUCCAGGCAUUGGAGAAAGAAAGAAAUUGUAAUUUAUAUUGCGUGAGACCUCCUCGUGAGUCUUCUUCCCUGGAAUUUUUGCAUUUGCAAUCAUGAGACCAAACAUGCGUGGCCGUGGAGGAAUGAGGGGAGGCAUGCGGCCGGUCAGACCUUUCGGAGGACCAGGACCGUUCAGACCCUUUAUUCCUCACAUUCCGUUUGACUUGGUGCAGUGUGAGAAUGCCUUCCCAAGAGCGAAAUCAGCGCCGGACGAGAAAGCCCUGACUGAUGCUCUGCUGAAGCGACACACUGACCUGACCCCGUCCUCCGCCGAGCAGGCGUCCAUCCUGUCGCUGGUCACCAAAGUCCAGGGAAUCCUGGACAAUCUGGUCAUCGCUCCUGCCGGAUUUGAGGCUGCUACGCUGGAAGAAGUGCGCCAGGUUGGCUCUUUCAAGAAAGGCACCAUGAUGGCUGGCCACAACAUCGCAGACAUUGUCGUCAUGUUCAAAACUUUGCCGACGAAGGAGGCCGUGACAGCCCUGGGGAACAAAGUCGCGGAGGAGCUCAAGUCUCAGGAGCCACAGGAAGAGGCAGUCCCUCCCAGGAAGAGAAUGGCACAAAAUACUCCAAAGACAGUGCUGACGAUGCUGCCCAACGAGUCUGGCUUUGAGAUCAACAGCGGGGACGCCACGGUCCAGUGCCUCAUCACCACCAUCCCCCCCAACCUGAAGAAGCUGGACCCGGAACUGCAUCUGGACGGCAAGUUGAUGAACGGUCGCCUGGCUGCCAUACGUCACGCUCGCUGGUUUGAGGAAAACGGCCAGCACUCGAGUGUCAAAGUGCUCAUCCGACUCCUACGCGACCUCAAGAACAGAUUCGAGGGAUUGUCUCCCCUCACCCCCUGGAUCAUUGACUUGCUGGCACAUUUCGCGGUGGUCAACAACCCUUCCAGACAGCCUUUGCCCAUCAACCAGGCCUUCAAGCGGGGUGUCCAGAUGUUGGCGGCCGGCUUCUUCCUGCCGGGCUCGGUGGGCAUCACCGACCCGUGCGAGCAGGGCACGAUACGCGUCCACACCGUCAUGACUCUGGAGCAGCAGGACCAGGUGUGCUUCACGGCCCAGACGUUGCUGCGAGUCCUCAGCCAUGGCGGGUACAAACAGAUCCUGGGCAUGGAGGGAAACGCCAGUAUCGCCACAGAGAUGAGCGUGUGGGAGGGUGUUGUUGUCACGCCGUCGGACAAGGCCUACGAGAAACCUGCCGAGAAGAAGGAAGGACAGGAGGAGGAGAUGGAGGAAGACAUGGAUGGAGAGAGCACCUAGAAAGGAAGAAAGGGUUCUGUGUGUUUGUGUGUGUGCGCCUGUGUGUGUGAAAUUGACAGUUGUGUGAGAGCUGGGCGUGCUAAGUACUUAGAUAAAAUUGGAGCUCUCUGGUUUUGGGGGGAUUGUUUUUCAACCGUUCAAAAAACCCCAAUAGGAUUUGCCCCAAAAAAUCAUAAGUGACAUGAAGAUUCACAAUUUUUUAAAAUUACGUUUGUUUGCAAUUUUUGCACAACUUGUCUCUAACAACGUGAAAAUACAUUUGGAUAAUGGGGAGGGGGGGGGGGUGUGUAUUUGCAAUAUUUGUGUGACUUGUUGCUAAUGACAUGAACAAAUACACAUGUUUGUAUUUGCGUACAUUUGCAAUACCUGUUAUUUGCCAUUCCGUAAACUUAAACUUUUGGGGUUCUGGAGAUUGAUUUUUUUUCUUUUCCAAACUCCAAUUUUUUAGGUUGUAUUUUGAGGAAAGCUGGUAUUUUUGGUGAGAGAGUGAUUGGCAGAUCUGUUGUGUUCACAUGUUGGGUGGGUGUUAGUUACCACGUUUGAGUCUUGUUGAAGUAGUCGUGUGUUAGUUACCACGUUUGAGUCUUGUUGAAGUAGUCGUGUGUUAGUUACCACGUUUGAGUCAUGUUGAAGUAGUCGUGUGUUAGUUACCACGUUUGAGUCUUGUUGAAGUAGUCGUGUGUUAGUUACCACGUUUGAGUCUUGUUGAAGUAGUCGUGUGUUAGUUACCACGUUUGAGUCAUGUUGAAGUAGUCGUGUGUUAGUUACCACGUUUGAGUCUUGUUGAAGUAGUCGUGUGUUAGUUACCACGUUUGAGUCUUGUUGAAGUAGUCGUGUGUUAGUUACCACGUUUGAGUCAUGUUGAAGUAGUCGUGUGUUUGGCCGUUUCUUUGCUUUUGGUUCCUGUCCAGCUGGAUGUUUUGUGUGCCAGAGUUCAGUUGGUCUCAUCGGCCGCGGCAGACGCCACACGUCAUCUCCACCUUUGCUUCGUCUUUGUUGUCCCGUGCGGAGUUGUCUCCUCUGUCGAUGCAUCGGCCACUGUCACACACUGACGGAUAAAUUAUUGUUAUUGUUAUUAUUAUUUUUUUUAUUAUUAUUGUCGUUUUCUACAUUUUUUAUGUAUUGAUUGUCUCGAAAGACUUUUCCCUGUGGGGCGGUCGUGUGUGGGAUGUCGGCUGGUGCUUGAGGCUUGAGUUAGUGACAAUCGUAAUUUCCAGGGGGGGGGGGGGGGGGGGGGGGGAUUACGAUAUAAUUUCUCACCACAUUUUGUCAGACGAACGAACAAAGGCAGCAGAGUUCCUUAGUUGAUCAUCAUACUCGCACUUAAUCUUGGAUUAUUUUAAUUCAUUCACACAGGUUGCGAAGUGGGGGGGGUAGCUUGGGUUUUGAGACCUGCGUUAUUUUCUCUACGUCAGGCAUUGCCGCCAAGCAUGUCAAAGUUGCGGGCCGGAUUAAGUGAGUCAGAAUAUCUCGUGGGUUGAAGCCGGAGAAAACGGGGUGAGAUCGGGUGAAUUUUCAUGAAAUACCCAAGCUCUUGACACUUUCCACUCCCGCAGCGCGCGCAGCACACGACACUUGUCCCCACAGACCAGGAUACAGAUGCGCUACAUCAGUACUACACCUGUACCUCGGCAAAAAUACAACAACCAUUUUGACAUUUUCAGCAUUUAAAAAAACUGACUCCAAUUCUUGUAUACAAACUACUUUUUGAUCUCAAAGGCCUCACAAACCAUUCAGAAAGGAAAUUUAACUUUAACAAGUGCGUAUGUCUAAAAGAGAUCAUUGCUGCAACGUUUUUGCCGCUAUAUCACACCGUCGCCGAUCGGUGUCCCAGCGUGGGGGCAAAGUAUUGGAAGUGGGACUAAAACUGACAAUACUACUUGUCAGUCGAGGACGUUUCGUGAGAAAAUAUCACAACUCUUGCUGCCUGCUGGGCAAGAAACGUGAGAUUUUUAAUUUUUGUUUUCAUCGUUUGAAAAUGUUGUUUUAAAGAUGUCAAUGUGUUUGACUUGAGUCGUGUGUUUUACUUGAAUGUGUUCCUUCAUGUAAGGAGUCAUUGUACAAAUCUCUUGGUCAUGUGUAAAUAAAUCACUACACAUCAGGAUGUGACAGAAUUGAUGAAUGAGGAAACUCAACCAAUAACGGUUUUGUCAAUU
Aplysia californica (California sea hare) is the source of this 3491-nucleotide messenger RNA. Its product is annotated as interleukin enhancer-binding factor 2 homolog. Lineage: Eukaryota; Metazoa; Mollusca; Gastropoda; Aplysiida; Aplysiidae. The record is from RefSeq and is a predicted model, not a curated record. The coding region runs from base 130 to 1335 and encodes 401 amino acids. The transcript has 14 exons.